AUGCAGCUCCACCCGCGGACUAGCACACCCAAGGCUUCAACGGUCCUCCGUGACUUUCUGAACCAGGCAAAGUGCAUCUGCUGCACACUGCGUGUGGUGGAGCUGACCCAGGACCGCGCUGUCGUGGAGUGGGGAUCCGUGCCGUACUUUACGGCGCGGGGCCGGCGGGCUGAGUUCGUCUACUAUACGGCAGAGCGCGUUACCGACGUCAGGCCUGAGGUGCUCCGGACCUGGACGGGCCGCAACGAGCCCACUGAGUGGGUUCGGGACCGACUCCGCGACAGCUGGCUUGUUGAGCAACUCGUCUACUGGGUUGAGUUCCUCGAGGAGUGGAAGUUUUACCGCGAGUGGUACGUCUACAAGCCGGAGCUUUUCGAGGGCAAGGUCCCGGAUGUCUUGAGCCCCGGCUGUAAAGGGUGUGUUAAGCCGCACUGGCCGGGUGGGCUGAGGCGACGGGCUUCGUCUUGUGCUUAG
Colletotrichum spaethianum is the source of this 474-nucleotide messenger RNA. RefSeq lists its product as uncharacterized. Bases 1 to 474 code for a protein of 157 amino acids. Lineage: Eukaryota; Fungi; Ascomycota; Sordariomycetes; Glomerellales; Glomerellaceae. The record is from RefSeq and is a predicted model, not a curated record. The transcript has a single exon.